This is a messenger RNA of Salvelinus fontinalis (brook trout), 1272 nucleotides long. RefSeq lists its product as uncharacterized. The record is from RefSeq and is a predicted model, not a curated record. Lineage: Eukaryota; Metazoa; Chordata; Actinopteri; Salmoniformes; Salmonidae. The coding region runs from base 9 to 671 and encodes 220 amino acids. The transcript is spliced from 6 exons.
UGCUAACAAUGGCUAAUUGUAUGGUUUUUCACACUGAAAUAGCCUCCAUCAUGGAGGUGCUAGCGAAUGCAGCCGUGGCAGACAUCUGUAAACUCGUAGACGACGACUAUGCAGUGUUUCGUUUGGAAAUAACUCAAAGCCAGAAAGAAAACAGGACAUUGCGGAGGAAACUACAGCUAUUGGAACUAAAGGUAGCACGGGAGCGCAUCCUUCCCAGUAGUGUCAAGAUCCUCGACCGAUACAGAGGAAUGGCAAGAGGUGAAGGACAUCUCACUGGAGGCUACAGGAGUUUUGUGAAGCCAGCAGGACACAAAACAUGGAGUGAUGACCAACCAAUCACUGUUGAUGAGGGGAGUGGAACCUCAACCCAGCACAUUAUAGUGAUCGAGUCUGCAGAGGCUGCAGGUCCUGGGGUCAAGCUGGAGAGGUCUGAAGGAGAUGGGGACCCACGGCAAAGCAGAGACAUCCAGCCUGGAGCAGCUGGAGCGCCCCCUGUAGCCACAGAGGACCCCACCACCGCCCCAGCGUCCCCCAGGACCCGAUGCAGCAUCAUGGAGGAGGAGGAGGAUCCAGAGGUGCUGCUGGUGAAGGAGGAGGGGUUUGAGGAGGGUCUGCGGAACCUUAAGGGGACCAUGGGCAUUGGAGGACAACCAGACUACACCUCCUCCUGAACCCACAGAGUAUAGGACCACACAGAAUCACUGAGUAAGUAGACAUGGAGGAUGGGAAGCCUGAUCUGCUGCUGGUCAAAGAGGAGACAAUAGAAGAUGGACCAGAGAGCAUUGACCUGUUGAGUGGACUAAAGAUGAGGGAGCAAGGUGGUUGGCUGGAGGCUAACAGAGGAGACUGGGCUGCCAUCUUGGAUUCCCAGACCCAAGAGCUUGGGGGACGACCGAGCAGGCCAGGACCAGAGGCGGCAUAGUGGAAGUCAGUGGAUUCGAUAUCAUCUUCAACUCUGGGCUGGGGAACAACAUUAUUAACCACACUGUUAACCGCAACCAGAAACAGACAGUCGAACACAAAACAACAACCGAACUUAGUCUCCAUGACAAGACUGGCUGAGACCAGGGCGAGACGAAUAUUUGGUUUCCAUGGAUGGGGAGGUGUCCGUAAGACAACAGGCACAGUCUCGGCUAGCGAUGCUCCGUCCUGCUCCUAUAGUUGUGAUUCCGAGAGACUAAUGGCGCCUCAGGUUAACCCCCUAACAGAUGCUGCCUUCAGCCUGCCUUCUAUAGGAUCUAUCAACUGGAACAUGGACCCUGUGACAACACA